UCGAGGACCAAACACAGCCAUGAAGACAUCACUGGUGACUCUCCUGUUGGUUGCUUUGGCGGCGGCAGAGCAGAAGAGGUCGGCCGAUCCGAGCUACGGCUACGGCUUAGGCCUCGGCUUGGGCUAUGGCCUAGGCUAUACAGGGGGCUACGGCUUGGGCUACGCAGGCUAUCCCUUGGGUUUCAGGGGCUACAGCUUGGGCUACGCGAGACCCCUGGCCGCCCACCACGUCUGGAAGCGCUCGGCGGACCCCGGACCCGCUCCCGAGGCCAAGCCCGAAGCCGAAGCCAAGCCCGAAGCCGAAGCCGAAGCCGACCCGUCCCACGGCUACGGGCUCCUCGGAGGCUAUGGCCUACUUGGCGGCCUCGGCUACGGAGGCUACGGCUAUGGGGGCUAUGGGGGCUAUAGGGGCUACGGGGGCUACGGCCACAGCCAUGUCUAUUCUUACCCUACCUAUUAUACUUACCCGUCAUAUGGCUAUGGUUAUGGGUAUGGAAAGUAAAGGCCGUUGGUGAGAGAGGCUUAGCGUCUAACACGUACGGGAGACAAGCAUUUAAAAAAAAAAAAAAAAAAA
This is a messenger RNA of Penaeus vannamei (Pacific white shrimp), 574 nucleotides long. RefSeq names its product glycine-rich protein. The record is from RefSeq and is a predicted model, not a curated record. NCBI's taxonomy places the organism in Eukaryota, Metazoa, Arthropoda, Malacostraca, Decapoda, Penaeidae.